CCGACUCCUGGCGUCUCCCCUGCUCUGGACGGCUCGAGUCCACGUUUGCGCCAGAUCCCCUGUCUCUGCAACGACGGACUCACCUGGGUUGCGCAGGCCGCUAGGUCAAAUACGACCAGAGAAUUACCAAAGAUCCCUCGACACGCAGAGUUAGCAGCGGUGAUAAGACCAGCUCAGUAUGGAGACGGACGACUCAACUUCCCACGACGGCUCGAGUAGUGCUCACGACUCCACGUCCCGGCCAAGUAAUGAGGCCGCCACACCAGCGGCCAAGGCGGCUUCAAUCAAGUCCUCGGGAGUAUCAGUGACUCGAGCCAAGAUGAACUAUGCGUGUGAGGCAUGCCGCUUGGCCAAGGUCAAGUGCCAGCCCGGCCCGGCAGAGAGCGGGAUCUGCAAGAGAUGCUCAGAGUUCAAACGAGAAUGCGUGUUCCGCACGGGACCACGGACGAGGAGGUCAAAGUACUCGCAGGCCGCGUCAACAACACCACUGCCGCCACCUCCAGGGCCAAGCAAGACGUUCAGUAUCAACUUUGACAUGCCGGCCGAGGAGAAGCCAGACUCCGAGUUUGACCUGCUCCGGGAGAUCCACGAGAGGUCCAUGUCGAAUCUGUACGACUCUGAUGAUGAUCUCCCACAAGACGGCUUCGAUGGCACCCAGGGCCCACUGGCAGCACCGCAGCAACAGACAGCGAGUUCGGCGGCAACUUUCAGCUUCAACGACAUGUCGACGAAACCCAAACGCGCGGCAACGAGAUCCCCUGCCGGCUCUUCACUGCAAGAAGACGGCGGGCUUCCCACGUCAACGACAGCGACACCGCCGGCCGCCAAGGUGCAGUCCGUGGGCAGCCUCGCGAUCAAACCUCAGUUCAAUCUUGAGUCGGCUACCAACCUGCUAGAGUGCUUCCGUGGCAUGCUCGUGCAGUGCCCCGUGUUUGUGCUGCCGGCAGAAGCUAAUGUCCGGUCUAUGGCAAGAGAGUAUCCCUUUGUCUUGCUCGCCAUCCUGGCUGUGACGAGUUGCACUACGAGUCUGCAAGGGUACAGUCUGUACGACGAAGAGUUCCGCAAAGUGCUGGGUCUAAAGUUUGUUGCUGGUGGUGAGCGAUCACUUGAGUUGUUACAGGGUUUGCUUAUAUAUUGUGCAUGGUACCCGUUUCAUCUGCGACCCAAGAACAAACAUGGUAUACAAUAUCUCCGCAUGGCGGUCGACAUCGUCCGUGAUCUCGAGUUGGAUCAAGAGGAGGGCAUGCAAAUUCCUGCUGAAGACAAGCUGGCAAGCAUUCGGGCGUUCCUUGGUUGUACAUAUCUGGAUUCCAUUUCAUCCACUGCCUGGUUUAAGCCACCCGCAUAUGGCGCGUCUCCCUGGUUGACAAAAUGCUGCAAUAUCCUUGAGCAGAGCAGCGACAUAUAUCAAGAUCAUAUAUUGGUCUGGCUGGCGCGGCUACAACAAGUUAACAACGAGGUCUUCACGCAAUUUUGCUUUCGGCACAAGUGGACGACUCAAGACAACUACCAGCGCGAGCUGAUGCGUCUCGGCCUGGUUUCACGCCUAAGAGAGCUACAGAGCACCAUUCCGGCUCAAUACUCUACUGCGACGAGCAUUGUCAUCUGCUCGCUGUUUUCGGACAUAUAUGUAGUGGCUGGAAUAAUCAUGCGGGCACCUAGACCUUCCUUCAAACCCGGCACCGAUCAGCCCAUUGCAAGCCAGGAGCUUCUCAACGCCACUCACACCAUCCGAACAUUUCUCGACUUCAUUGUCGGGAUGACGAGCCAGGAACUCUCCACACUCAGCGCCGGCGAUCUCAGCCGCAUCAUUCUUGUCUUUGCUGUUGCGUUCCGUGUCUCGUUUCCCAUGCCCAAGGUGUGUCCAGGUCUGGACUACCUUCGCGCAAGGGAGAUUCUCAAUUUCGAUCACUAUCUAGAGAAAUUGUCCAUAGACCCGGACGAGCGCGGGAUCGGCAAGGACUGCCCGGCACCCAGUAAGAAAGGCCAGAACACAAGCAGCACGAAGAGCAAAACAGAUGUCGCGACGGCAUUGCGCGUGGUCAUAGCAAGUCUGCGGAAAACGUAUGCGCUGAGAAUAGCGACUUCUGACGCCGCCGUGGCUGCGCGGCGCGCCGCAAGCGUUCGAAGCUGCCCCAUGAUUGAUGGCAGCCUGGACGACUACAUUGCGACCUGGGGAGGCGGACAAGACCAGCAAUACCAUAGCCGAUACUAUCAGGUCCCGCGUCCACAGCAGCAGUAUUCCCAUCAGUUCCAAGGAGGAGCCCUGAGCGGCGACUUUUUCGGCUUCGAGCCGGCCACUACGACGAUGACGACGCCGACCACAAGCUCGUCGCUGUCAUCAGGGUAUGCCACGUCGCACAGCAACCACAGCUCCAUGAUUGGCGGUGUGUCAGUAGCGGGACCGACCUCGGACACGUCAGGGUCCUCAGCUGUCCUCGCGAAUGCCAAUCCCUGUGGCGGCUCGGCAGUACUAUCAAGCGCUACGAGCUUACAGCAGGAGCAGGAGCAGGGGCAGCAGCCACAGGAACAACAACAACACCAACAGCAGCAACAGCAAGCGAAGGGCACCGCGCCGGGCCCGGUAGUCUUUCAUGAUCUCUGGGACGCCAUGACGAUAGGUUGGACGGACAAUAACAUGGUCGAUGUGGUCGGUGUCCUCGACCAGUCACUCGAGCCACAGCUACAGCAACAGCAAUAGAGCCAGUACAUGUCAGUACGCUGGUCUGUGCCUGCUCAGACAAACAACCAGAUUGCGCCACGCCAUAGGCGAACCAAAGAUGUUCUGGUGCCCCGUGGCAAAGGAUGACUCAAGAAGCGGGGACGUGGAAGUACAGAGGCAGAAGGAGGAGCAGGGAGUAGUGUGCGCGAUAGUGCGUUCAUAACAACGAACAUAUAUCCUCUUUUGCAGG
This is a messenger RNA of Microdochium trichocladiopsis, 2912 nucleotides long. RefSeq lists its product as uncharacterized. Gene Ontology annotation, molecular function: DNA-binding transcription factor activity, RNA polymerase II-specific; zinc ion binding; transcription cis-regulatory region binding. The coding region runs from base 179 to 2701 and encodes 840 amino acids. NCBI's taxonomy places the organism in Eukaryota, Fungi, Ascomycota, Sordariomycetes, Xylariales, Microdochiaceae. The record is from RefSeq and is a predicted model, not a curated record. The transcript has 6 exons. Gene Ontology annotation, cellular component: nucleus. Gene Ontology annotation, biological process: regulation of DNA-templated transcription.